AUGGAGGAAUUAAUUCGACAACUAACUCAUGAUAAUCAACAGUUUGAAGAACAAUGGCCAACUUUACAUACUCAGUUACAUGAAUUAUCAGUUGAUCGUUCAGAAAUCGAUUCAGUGAUUGUCAAGGUUAAAUCAUUGGAUGCACUUGUUGAUUACAUUCUAGCGGAUACUGAAAAAUUUCUUCAUGUAAAAUUAGUAUUGGCUGAAAAUGUAAUUAAACAUGUCAUUGAAAAUCCAACACCACCCUUUGAUGAAUUAACACGAAUAUUUUGUCGUGUAUUGGAUGUAUCAAAUACGAAUAAUUUAUUUAAUUUAUCAUUUCUUGAAAAAUUCCUUUAUGUGACUCGGAUCGGUGAAGAAUUAUCGAAAAUUCCUUCUGUAAAUUUGAUUGAUUCAAUAUUUAAUCAUUUAGAAAAGCAUGAAUUUUCGAAUCAAAAUUUUGAUGAUAAGAUGAAACAAUCAUGGCGACAGUUUUUAUCUGAAGGUCUGCUUUCAUCAUUAAGCAUGGAUGUAAACAAACUCAACUCUGAAGCCACAAUGAAUAACAUGAGAAGUAGUUUUCAACGUUUGUAUAGAUGCGCAGCUCUCAAUUCGCAUCAAUCCGAUGUUUGGUCGGCAGUUUUAAAUGUUUUGAACCGUAGAUAUCCAACAUUAUUCAAUAGUUAUACUGAUUCAGAAGAGGCAACAUUUUAUUUAACAUCAUGUGCUGAACCGACCAUAUCAGCUGAUUAUGUUCAUCUAAUUAGUCAAGGAUAUAAAAAUGAUGCUGAAUUAUUCAAAACGAAUAUAUCUCUUCUCUGUACAAUUAUGGAGAAACUUGUGCUGCAAAAUCGAGUAGAUGCUUGUAGAUAUUUUAUGAAUAACACACUUAUUAUUCAUUUCAAAUUAAUAACUAAUUUUGAAGAAUUACUGCAAAUGUUAAUUCGUAUGUGUUCAUCAGUGAAUAUUGAAUCUCGAAAUUCUUUUUGCACAAGUGUCAUAUCACUAAUAACGUAUGAAUUCAGCCGUAAGAAAUGUAAGAAAGAAUUAGCAGGAUUAUUCUUUGAUUUUAUACUUGCGAUACUUAACUUCACUACGAUGGACGCUCCUAAAUUUGCUCAUUACAUAUUAGCCAUAGGUGAAUUUUAUCCAUGGAAACAAUUAGAUACAAAAAUAACUCAACUUAUACAAUCUUGUAUUACUUAUGAUAAUAUUGCUUGUGAUGCACGCAAUACUGAUCUUGAUUAUUUGAAUCAAAUUCUAAGUACCAUUAGAGAAAGAGCUAAAGGGAAUCCAACCAUAUUACAUGCAACACAUACAUUAGCUUUGGAAGCUGUUUUGAAAUGGUCAUCAGUUAUUAAUAAUGACACUGGAAAACCAUAUAGUCGUCAUGUAUUCGGAAUGGGAGUAGUAAUGGUUGAUUUAGUUGAUCAAAAACAAGUAUCUGUUGAAACUUGUAGUAAGCUUCUUGGUAUAUUUCGAAAAUUAAUUGACCCGGAUGAUGAAAUUUUUGAGUUAAAUCAAUUGUAUGAUAACUUUUUACGUUCUCUGGUAAAAUUAUUGGCAGAAUCUCUUGCACAUUUGAAAACUUUACCAUUGACAUUACACGAAGAAAUAGCUUCAUUCAUCUUAGCAGCAUUGAAUCAUCCUUUUAUGAAGGAAAACGGAGCAAUGACAUUGGCACAUGACGCUAGUCUUCCGUUGUGGUUUAAAUUAGGAGUAUGUAUGCAUACUGAAGAUGAUGCACGUCCGUAUAAGACCUGUGCUGAUCGAUUAUAUCAAUUAGCUUUUGAAGACGAAGCACAACAACAACUUCAUCCAUGGUGGCUUACGUUUUGGACUAUUGUUGGUUUAAAAUAUCCAAAUCUAGCUCUUGAUCAUAUUUCACAAUUUCUCGAAGAAAUCAUCGAUCGUAAACGCUUCACUUUAUUAUCCAUUGUUACUACACUCUACAGCAAACGUCCAGAGCCAUUUCAUAGUCGACUGAACGAUCUUAUUCAUGGACUUUUCGAUGCUAGUAAUCAACGGUUGCAACCUAUAUCGUUUCUUGUCCACACUAUUGUCCAAGCACAUCCAGAAUUAAUAACAUCGGAGCAUGUCGAUUAUUUAUUUGCUUUAAUUAAAGAUAACAUUAGUUCAUUUGAUGCAAUACUUCAUAUUUUUCUAACACUUGGUCAUAUAGCUAGCGCACAACCACAUUUAUUCGAUAAACAUAAAGAUACACUUUUCGAUUACACUAUUGAACGAAAUAGUACUGCAGUAUUUGAUUGUCUACAACGUUAUUUAGUAGCAUCAACAAUUAUCAAUGGCGAGACAACAGCUGAUGAAUAUCUAACUCAAUUAAUUAAUUUAAUUAAAAGUAUAAAAAAUAUUGCUAUCGAACUUAAAACACAAAUUUUUCAUACAUGUCAAGUAAUUGGAGUACGACAUAAACAUAUUCUUGCUGCGAAACGUAACGAUUUAAUACCAUUUGAAUCGGAUUCCACUUGUCAAGCUUUAAUUGGUUUUAUUGAUGGAAAUAUACUUAGUGAAGAAAAUCAAGCUAUGAUUGAUCGUACGCUUGAUGAAAUAGUUCAAAUAGAAAAACGUGUUGUUCAUACGGAACAGGAUAUUCAAAAUAUAACCAAGGUGGUCAAACAUCAAGAACUAAAUAUAACAAAUAUUAAUAGUCAUGUUAAUGAAAUUGAUACACGUGUAAAUAAUAUUUCUGAACAAGUUGAUUUCCAUGCUCGAGAAAUAGAACGUAUCGAUAUGAAAACAUUAGGUUAUGUUCCAACGGAGUGGGGUCGUGAUGUAUGUACACUUCUUAAUGUUCGCACUGAGAAUGAUUGGCGUUUGCUUGGUAAACGUUUUGGUUACUCAACAAGUGAAUUAAAACAUUGGGCUAUGCAAAUCGAUCCGUCCAUGUCGUUGCUCAAUGAAUGGUUUAUGACGCAUAAAGCCGAUGAAGCAACAUACGGAUUGCUCAAGAUAUUAAAUGAUAUAGGUCGGACAGAUGCUGAAGAUAUUAUACGUAAAGCUGUGACGAAGGCUGGUCAACUGAUACCAGAUGAUAUGUCCAUAGAAAUAAAACGCCUGCCACCUGUUUUUAUUUCUUAUCAAUGGGGUUCACAAAAGGCUGUUUUAAGAUUAAAAUCAAAUCUUGAACAAGCUGGUUAUUUAUGUUGGAUGGAUACAGGACAGAUGGGCGGAGGCGAUAAAUUAUUUGCUAAACUUGAUGCUGGUAUACGCGGAGCUAAAGUUAUUAUUUGUUGUAUGAAUAAAGCUUAUGCACAAUCAGAUAAUUGCUCACGUGAAGUUCAUUUAACAGUCAGUACAGGUAAAACUUUAAUUCCUUUACAAAUGGAAAAACAAACAUGGCCACCUGAAGGUGCACUUGGACCCAUCAUGAGUGAAUAUUUAUUCAUACGUUUUUUCGAUCGAAACGCUAAUGAUGAAAAUUAUUGGCCAGCAGAUAAAUUUACUGAGCUACUUGGUCAAAUACGUUAUCAUGUUGCACCUGAUCCAGAUAUGAUUUCUGGGCAAUAUCAUAAUUGGUUUGUACCACGUAUUGAUAAUCUAAUUUUUCUUCAGCCACAAACAUCAACUGAUAGUAAAGACAAAACUAUCGUUCAAGAUAAUCUUCCGCUUGUUGUUACUCAUCCACAAAUAAUGAUAUCUUAUCAAUGGGAUUAUCAAAACGAUAUCGUUCAUUUAUAUGAAAAAUUAACUAAACUUGGCUAUCGUUGUUGGCUUGAUAUAUUUCAAAUGGGGGGUGGAGAUUCAUUAUUUGAAAAAAUUGAUACAGGUGUACGUAAUGCAAAAUGUAUUUUAGCAUGUGUAACUCCAAAAUAUACGAAAUCAAUUAAUUGUCGACGAGAAAUGGCUUUAUCUGAUGCUCUUAAAAGACCUAUUAUACCAUUAUUACUUGAAGAAACAAGUACGUGGCCACCAGAGGGUCCCAUGGCAAUGGUAUUUUCUGAAAAACCCUUUAUUGAUUUUAGACGUGCAACUGAUGAUAGUGAACGAUGGACUGGAAAAGAAUUUGAAUCAGUACUUGCUCGUUUGCAGCAAAUUAUACCUGAAGUACAAACAGAAAAACCACAACGAUAUUUAAUUGAUAUGCAACGACCAACAACAGCAACGAAGGAACAAGACAAAAAAUCAAAACGAAUUAGGAGUGCGCCUGUUACACCACAAAGUCGUGCAUGUUCUAUUAUGUAG
Molecule: messenger RNA, 4182 nt
Organism: Rotaria socialis
Lineage: Eukaryota; Metazoa; Rotifera; Eurotatoria; Philodinida; Philodinidae
Source: the annotation of a GenBank genome assembly